UAACUCAAUGUUGUAAAAACUAAAAAAAAACCGUUUUGAAAAAACACCCGAUUGCGAUGGCGAAUCAGGAUGAUGGCCUCUUCCUUCUGGAAGUGUUAAUUGAUAAAAUAAUUUAUUCCAAAAGUCCCUGUUUUUCCGACAAAGCCUUUAGGACUUGUGUCAGCGUCAAAUGCCCCGCGUGUGAUCCUCUCGAACUUUGUGACGACGAUGCCGGCGGCAGCUCCGGACUCAACGACUCUCCGUUCAUGAAGUCAUUUAACAGCGGCAAAUCCUGCCUAUUUUCACUCAAACAAUCCGAUAUCUCCAGCGCAAUGAGCAAGUUCGAAAUAAAAGUAUCCGUGUACAAAGAGCUUCCUUGUGGUUGUUUGCCAACCAAAAUAAACCUAGGAGAAGCAAUUAUCGACAUGACUAAGGAAUUCGUGCAGGCUCGCAAGAGUUUCUUAGAAGACCCUGAUAACGUCAGCUAUCAAGCUCUGAAAGAUUCAUUUCAUAUUAAAGGAGCGGAUGGUGUCGAAACCGGCGAAAUUUUAAUGUUUUUGCGUAUUUCAUGUUUCGGUAAAUUAAUUGUAACAAAAUUCCGAGGCAGCGGAGGGCCUCCUGUGUUAGGCAGUGGUAUGGGAGGGUCUGGAACUGUAGACCGAUCGUGUAACCCUCCAAGAAAAUUGCAGAGCCCCAACGACCCCUGCGCCUGCGGCGCCGCGCGCGCUUCUGGAGGGGGAGCAAGUAGCUCACACGCCGGUCCAGGGGGCGUUUGCGACCCAGCUCGAGAUCCCUAUAAUAGCAAGCCAUGUGAAGACCCUGACGAUCCAUGCUACUGCACUGGUCCAAAGCCAGAUCCUAAGCAGCAGAUGGCCUGCAGAAAUACGGAGCAAUACUGCUUACAUGUACCUAAAGAUUGCUGCCCGCCGGGAAACAAGGUGGUAUUUCAAAUGCCACAAGACACCUGCGCUUUGAACCACAAGCAGCGAGCGCAUUUCAGUCUGACGUCUGACGGCGUUGGUGACAUGACCCGAGAGGACCCGGCGCAGCUGAUGUCUACAGCGGCGCAGGACUACCCCGGCGUCGUCUACGAUUUCUCCAAUCGCGUGAUAAAGCUUAAAAUCGGGAAAACCGUGGAGGGUGCGGGCCGAAAAUCGAAACUGGAAUAUCAGUUUAUAACACCCAUUCCUCAUUACGAUAAAGUUGUACCAGUUAACGACAAUCGCGGCUCCCAAUGUGUGCCCGCUCGUCGGUGUUGUACACCAUGUCAUAGCUGUUGCCCAAAUUAAUGCCUCAAUAACGCCUUGACCCCUGCCUAAUUCAUCAAC
This is a messenger RNA of Leguminivora glycinivorella, 1307 nucleotides long. RefSeq lists its product as uncharacterized. The record is from RefSeq and is a predicted model, not a curated record. The coding region runs from base 57 to 1268 and encodes 403 amino acids. The transcript is spliced from 3 exons. Lineage: Eukaryota; Metazoa; Arthropoda; Insecta; Lepidoptera; Tortricidae.